AGAGCUGCUGCCGCUGCCGCUGCUGCCUCUGCUGUCACUUCCCUACAGACUACAGAAGCCGCGCGGAUAACCCUCAGCACAGCGCGCUCUCAUCCAGCGCAGAUCCGGAGAUCUGUAGUCCUGAGGGCGGUGUGGAUCCGCUGCAGUGCCGCUGAGAGAGAGAGAGAGAGAGAGAGAGAGAGCAGAGCUGAACACAGGGCUGAAGCUGAGGAGCAUCGCUGCUUCUCCUCAACAUGGACCAAUAAUGAGCGACCGGCGAGGCGCGCAGCAGUGAGGCUGCCAGUGGAUGAGUGACCUGCGCCAUGCCGCCGGGGGUCUGCUACGGCAUGCAGGAUGUGUGGGAGAAGGAGGGUCGGGAGCAGGUCACCAUGGAGUUCCUCCUCCCCACGGGGAUCUACCUCAGCUUUCCCGUGGCGCGCAGUGAUACCAUCGGUGCAAUUAAAAAGAUGGUCUGGAAGAACGCCAGGAGCGAGCCUCUCUACAGCGUCCUCAGUGACCCUGACGCCUACGUAUUCACCUGCAUCAACCGGACGGCCGAGCGGGAGGACCUGGAGGACGAGCAGAGGCGCUUGUGUGACGUGCGACCGUUCAUGCCCGUCCUCCGGCUGGUGGCCCGCGAGGGAGACCGAGUGGAGAAGCUCAUCAACACUCAGAUCAGCCUGCUGAUAGGGAAAGGUCUGCAUGAGUUUGAUUCCCAGAAGAAUCACGAGGUGAACGAAUUCCGAACAAAAAUGCGCUCUUUCUGCGAAGAAAAGGCUCAAGAACGGCAGCGGUUGCCAUGGCACCAGUGGAUGGAGUACAACUUUCCCUGUGACUUGGAGCCCUUCUCCAUAGUGGCACAGAGUGGGAAAUCUCGCAGUGUUAAAAAAAUCAUCGUCAACGUCAAGUUUGAGGCCAGCGAGGAGAGCUUCAUGCUGCAGGUAGACCCGCAGGACCAGCCUGUGGUUCUGAUGCGCAGCGCACUCAGGAAAAAAGCCACGGUUUUCCGACAGUCGAAGCAGGAGAAACCCGAGGACUACACGCUGCAGGUCAACGGGAGGAUGGAGUUCAUCUACGGGAAAUACCCAGUGUGCCAGUUUAAAUACAUUUUCUCCUGUUUGUGCGGAGGACAGACUCCACACUUGACGAUGGUGCACCACUCCGCUAUCUUGAAGUACCAGGAGGAGCAGGGCAGCCUGAGUAACCAGGUCUCCAAGAGCCGCUCUCUGUCUAAACCCCCGCCGCUGCCUCUGAAGAAGCAAAACACGACGUCGCUGUGGUCUAUCCACGAGCCCUUCUUCAUCCACCUGGUGCAGGGCUCCCGGGUCAACGCGGACGAGGGCAUGAAGCUGGUAGUACAGGCCGGCCUGUUCCACGGCAGUGAGCUUCUCUGCAAGGUGGUGACCAGCAGUGAGGUCAGCGUGUGCUCAGACCCUCGGUGGGACCAGAAACUGGUGUUUGAUAUCAGCUUGUGUGACCUGCCGCGCAUGAGCCGCCUGUGUUUCGCUCUGUACGGCGUCUUGGAGAAGAGCAAGAAGCAGCGCUCCACCAAGAAGAAGAACAAAAAGGCUGACUGCCCUUUGGUCUGGGUGAACACUAUGGUGUUUGACUAUAAGGACCAGCUGAAGACUGGAGAGGUGGUGUUAUCCACUUGGCCUUCAGCUCCAGAUGAUAAAGGAGAUCUGCUGAAUCCUAUGGGCACGGUAGAGAGGAACCCCAACAUCGACAGCACUGCCGGCCUCAUCAUUCAUUUCCCCAACUUCAGACCCCACCCCCUCUACUACCCUCCACUCGAUAAAUUGAACGAAGCUGAACGGAACGGGGAGAAGAUCAGUGCUUCUAAAGAGGAGCACCUGAAACUGAAAGAAAUAGUGGACAAUAAAAACCACACAGAGUUCUUUGAGGAUGAGAAGGAGCUGCUGUGGAAGCUGAGAGGGGAGGUGAGAGCUCAUUAUCCAGAGAGCCUCUCCAAACUCCUCCUCAUCACCAAGUGGAACAAGCACGAGGACGUGGCCCAGAUGGUGUGUUUGCUGCGGAAAUGGCGAGACCUGCCGGCCCUGCAUGCUCUGGAGCUGCUGGACUACAGCUUCCCUGACCCUCACGUCCGCUCCUUCACCAUCCGCUGCCUCAGGAAACUGCGUGAUGAUGAGCUUUUUCAGUACCUCCUGCAGCUGGUGCAGGUUCUGAAGUACGAGUCCUAUCUUGACUGUGAUUUAUCCACCUUCCUGCUGGAGAGAGCUCUGUCCAACAAGAGGAUCGGCCACUUCCUGUACUGGCAUCUCAGGUCUGAAAUGCACAUCUCCUCUGUCAGUCUGAGAUUUGGCCUCAUCCUGGAGGCCUACUGCAGAGGAAGCAUCUACCACAUUAAGAGCUUGAUGAAGCAGAAUGAGGCUCUGAAUAAGAUGAAGGCCCUGAAUGACUUUGUGAAGUCAGGCUGUCAGAAGUCCACCUCCAAGUCCCAGAUUACAGAAGAUAUGAAGCUCUGCAUUAAACAGGACACUUACCUGGAGGCGCUGUCGGAGAUCGUGUCCCCGCUUAACCCCAACAUCAUCCUCUGUGAAAUCUGCACAGACAAGUGUAAGUUCAUGGACUCUAAGAUGAAGCCCCUCUGGCUGAUGUACAGGAAUAAAUGGCUACAGUCAGACUCCGUGGGCAUUAUCUUUAAGAACGGAGAUGACCUGAGGCAGGACAUGCUAACCCUUCAGAUGAUUCAGCUAAUGGAUGUUUUAUGGAAGACGGAAGGGCUGGACCUGAGGAUGGUCCCGUACGGCUGCUUGUCCACAGGGAAUAAGACAGGAGUGAUCGAGGUGGUGAAGAACUCGGACACCAUCGCCAACAUCCAGAGAAACAACAGCAACAGCGCCGCCACUGCUGCCUUCAACAAGGAUGCCCUGCUGAACUGGCUGAAGUCCAAGAACCCUGGGGAUAAGCUGGAUCAGGCUAUAGAGGAGUUCACGCUGUCCUGUGCAGGCUACUGUGUAGCUACAUAUGUCCUGGGCAUUGGGGACCGCCACAGCGACAACAUCAUGAUCAGGGAGAACGGCCAGUUAUUCCAUAUAGAUUUUGGGCAUUUUCUGGGGAACUUCAAGGCGAAGUUUGGAAUCAACAGAGAACGAGUGCCUUUCAUUCUUACCUACGACUUUGUCCACGUGAUUCAGCAAGGCCGGACCAACAACAGCGAGAAGUUUGAACGAUUUCGUGAAUACUGUGAACUAGCAUAUAAAAUCCUCUGUCGGAAUGGAACUCUAUUCGUCAACCUGUUUGCCUUGAUGAGAGCUGCAGGGCUUCCUGAGCUGAGCUCCUCCAAAGACAUUCAGUACCUAAAGGACUCCUUAGCACUGGGCAAAUCUGAGGACGAGGCGCUGAAGAAUUUUAAAGUGAAGUUCAACGAAGCUCUGAGAGAAAGCUGGAAGACCAAGGUGAACUGGAUGGUGCACACUGUUGCCAAAGACAACAGAUGAACAGCAACAGCGACGGGUUCAGGAGAAGCUUUGGUGAAUCAGCAGGAGUCAUGAGUCAUUUGUGAGACUGGAUUUAAACUGAUGCAGUUUCUGAUACAGAGCGCUCAGAUUUGAAUAGAAUUAAAUGCUCUGUUUAUCGUUUCAAUUCAUUUCGUUACGUUCUUAUGUCUGUCUUAUGAUAAACCACUUCACAGCCAACAUCAACCCACUGAUUCAGCUAAAUACACUCAUCAGCUAAUUUAAACCUUGUUAGUGACCUUAUGCUUUAUUGCUGGGAAAAAAAGCUCUGAAAUGUUGUGACCUAAAAGCCUUUAUGUAUUUAUGACUUUUUGACUUUGAGUUGUAUAGAAGAGAUUGACUACUGGCCAGAGGAAAGAAACACGUGUUUCGUGUUUCGUAUAGUUUACAUUCGUUUUUAAACCUUUACUUUAUCUAUAUUUGUACUUGAAUGUUUGGGUUGUAAAUAUUUCUUUCUGUGUCUUUUUGUGUUUUUUGCUAUUUAAGGUUUGGAGCAGUAUUUCGGAUUAUUUUUAAUUAUGUGUACUAAGGAAAUUCUUGAGAUUAUACUUAAUCUUAACUGUGCAGAUGAGAUUAUGUUUAUGUCGUGGCAAAGCAGUGAAGCAGAAUUGAUCCUGAAAGUUAUUAUUAUUAUCAUUAUUAUUAUUAUUAUUAUUAUUAUUAUUAUUUGUCAGAUGUUCUUGACCUGUGGAACUAAAAUGCCAGGCAUUUAUUAGGACUGGAAACUUUACGGCCUGUUAUUCGGGCCUGCGCUGUUGAAUGCUUCACUGGGCAUGGGGAUGUGUGCACUCCAUGGAAAACAGAUCAGUUGAAUUGAUCUACCUCUCGGGAAAACUUCAGGGCGAGGUGAAAGAUACUGAUUUGUCUUAUUUUAGAGAUCUUUUUAAACCAGUUGCACUGGUACUGUAAUCAAUAUGUGCCUAUGUUUUAAGAGUUACUGCACUCAAACACUUUUUGGUUACAGUUGUUUUUGACGAAUGCAUUUAUAUAAAAUGGAGCAGUAAUGGGAUUUGUGUCUCGAUAUUUAAGUGCAGAUGUGUAUUUUGGAUUGUUUGAUUGUAAAUCUUGUUUUUAUUUGUUGUUUUGUUUAUUUCUUUAUUUUUAGUGGUUCUAAGAAGAUGUCAUGUACUAUAUAUAUAUAUAUAUAUAUAAGGAUGAAGCCAUGUCUUUAAAGAAUGCCACUCAGUGUUUGUCACUUUUACUCUUUUAUGCUUUUAUGACUUUUGUAUGCUUUUAUCACUUUUUAUUAAGUUGGAGUUUGUGAGAACCUGUUUACACCUGGUCACUUAAUGUGUUUAGUUUCUAGAUUGUAUCCAGAUAAGAUUUUAACCAAAUGCGUUUACACUUGGCGGUCAGAUGCGAUAGUUCAGUUAGUCAGACUAAAAUCUGAUUACAGUGUGGAAUGGAAUAUGCAAAUUAAUUCAUUACACAGCAACUAUUGCUAAAAUUGGAGUUGUACUGAAUGCUUUGUACUUUUGGUAAUUUAGACUGCUAUAACAUGAGGCCCAAAUGUGUACCACAAAUGUGGUUUGUUUGAGUAAUCAGAUUUGUGAUUGUAUCUAAUGUAAAUGUGUCUUGGAUGCGUUUACACUUACAUUUUUAUGUGGUUCAGCCUAAUCCAGAUAUAAUCCUAAUACUCAAGCCACACAUAUUGACCAGGUGUGAACAGGGUCUAAGUGUAUUGUGUUAAUAAUGUCUGUGGGGAGUUGGUCCAAAGCCAACAAACUAAUCAAAACCAAUGAAAUUAUAUUGAGACUCAGAUUGAGAUAUUUAAAUUGGUCUUAAUAUGAAUCUUUUAAGGCCUAAUCAUGUCUUUAUACUAUAUUUACAGAAUGAUGGUAGCAAAACUGAGGAACUAUAAAGGUCAAAUUGUUACAAAUUUGUAACAGUUACAAAUGUGAAACCUUUUAUUCAUCCACGUAGCAAUUACUGCACCCUCGGUUUUCCUUUAAAGGGUCAGAGGAGGUCUGAACCAGAGCUGCCCCCUGCAGCCCGUCUCCAUUAUGUGCCUACUAUAAGUUUUUUUUUGUUUGUUUUAUUAUUGUGGCAUUAUCUGUGCAAUCCUUGUGUGCAAGGUGUUGCUAGAUGUACAGCGCAUAGUUUGUUAAACAGAUGCUUUGAAUGUCAUAAAGGAAUCCAGACAAAC
Molecule: messenger RNA, 5604 nt
Organism: Astyanax mexicanus (Mexican tetra)
Lineage: Eukaryota; Metazoa; Chordata; Actinopteri; Characiformes; Acestrorhamphidae
Gene: pik3cd
Product: phosphatidylinositol-4,5-bisphosphate 3-kinase, catalytic subunit delta
Exons: 23
Coding region: 303-3440 (1045 amino acids)
Biological process (GO): cell migration; phosphatidylinositol-mediated signaling; phosphatidylinositol 3-kinase/protein kinase B signal transduction
Cellular component (GO): plasma membrane; cytoplasm; phosphatidylinositol 3-kinase complex
Molecular function (GO): 1-phosphatidylinositol-4-phosphate 3-kinase activity; 1-phosphatidylinositol-3-kinase activity
Source: RefSeq, a predicted model, not a curated record